CGGGGAACUGCUAAAAUAUUUAAAAGACGGGUCAGUAUACACUGAAUUGUGUUGAAUGGUGUCGGUAAGAAAAUGUGUAAUUGAUAUAUUAAAAUGAAUAGGACAGAAUAUGUUUGUUUGAAUUUACCAUCUCUCAAGUUAAAUUCAUUCUGAUGCCUGGUUUGCUAAUUCCCAGGAAAUUGUCACGAGGCAAGAAUAUAUCAUAACUGUGUUUCUGAUAUAGUCUUUUCAGAAUAAGAAUCUCGAGUUGCUUCUGUAUAUGAAAUGCAGAUUUUUAUAUGAGGAUGUUGUCGGCAUUGUACUGACUGAAAUGUUUCAACAGAUCAGGGAAGAGUUCCAUCGGAUCACCAACAAGAACCUAACAGACGACUUCAGAUCAGCCAUUAAUCAGCACACUCCCAGGCUCCUCAGACUCUAUCGGGCUAGGAGAACAGUUUUUCCACCUGAGAUGGAUCAACUGCUUAACAGACUGGGCGAAGAGACAUCUGACGUCACAGCACAUGGACAGACUGCAGCCUUGAAGGGCCUUCCCUUGUAUCUCCAUGACAGUCAUGAGAAGCUCUUCAGGAACUGUCUUGCGACUGAUCCAGAAGAGGAGCAGAUGAAGGGCCUCAUUGUGGGCGUCCUGACUGUGUUGGAGGAUGAUGAUAGUUCAGGUCCUGCACGUGUCAUAAACAUCGCUGUUAUUGUAGAAGAAGACAUCGUUCUUCAGGAUCUCCCUGACCUGCCAACAGCUUUUGCUUACCUCUUUGGGCUGAUCUACGCUUUGGACCUCCAGCAUGCAAAAGAACUGAGGUACGCUUUUGAAACCAUUCAAAAGGUUUUCAUGGAACUUGGGACAGAUCUCUCUGCAAGGGUGAGAUCCCUCAAAAACAAACUCUUUCAGUGAAUCCAGCAAGUUAGCUGAGAAUGUACGUUGUUCAUUGCACAAGUCCUUGUUGUCAUUUGCCAGAGAUCUUCUUAAACAUGUGCUCUUACUCUCCCUAUUUUCUCUCUUUCUCAAAUUCUCUCUCCCUCCACCUCUCUUCUCUCUCCCUUUCCCCCAUCUCUCGUCUCUUUUCUUUCCAUCUGUCACCCAACUUGUCGAACUUUCUUACUCUUCUUACUGAAUCCACCUUCUCCUGUUCUCACUCAAACUGUGAACUCUAAAACUUGUGUUAAUUACACUGUUAUUUUAAUUCUGUUUCUCUGCUAACUCUGAAUCAUCUUGUGUUAAAUAUUAUAUUGUGGUGUAGAUUACCCUUACCUCUUUGACUCACCAUUUGCUACCUAAUUGUAUUUUGGUGUUCAAGAUAUUAUGCAUGCUAAUAUGCAGUGUUUUUUCAGCUAUG
Molecule: messenger RNA, 1331 nt
Organism: Larimichthys crocea (large yellow croaker)
Lineage: Eukaryota; Metazoa; Chordata; Actinopteri; Sciaenidae
Exons: 3
Coding region: 260-889 (209 amino acids)
Source: RefSeq, a predicted model, not a curated record